GGAUGGCCCUGCUGAACUAUACUCAGUUAAUGUUAGUCUCACCUGUUCCAAGAUGAGAGAGAAGGUGGUGAAAGAGAAUCCGAAGGUGGUAAAAGAGGAGAAGGAGGAGAAAGAGAACGGAAAUGAGGAGGUGAAGGAAGAAAAAGAGGAGAAUGAAGAGAUGGCCCAGGACGAAGAUGAUAAAGUAGUGGAAGAGGAAGAAGAGGAUCCUGUUGGGAUGCUCCCUAAGGAAGCAUGUUUGGAGGCUCUCGCUGAACUCAGGCACGCUAAAUGGUUUACUACAAUGGCGGGACCCCUGGAGUCAUGUGCUGAAUCUAUUCGAAUCUUCAAGGAUAUGUCGAGACGUGUUCCAGCCUUUGCUUGCAUAGGAGACUGGGGGAUAGAGUUGCUUUGUGAGCGAUCCAUUGCGACUUCACUCGAACCACCCACCCCUAGUCUAGCGAUUCUCAGAUGCUUGGAGGUUCUUGCAAGCGGACUGCUAUCAGCAGAUGGUUUUGGGAUUAAGGACCCCUGUGAGCGUGAAGCGCGUGAUGUGUGCGUAUCUCUGACCCCUCAAGAGCGCGAGGAUAUUACUGCGCUUGCACAAGAUUAUGUCAGGAAAAUCCACUUCAGGAAGAUGUGGCAGGUUCUUGGAAUUGAGAAAUCCCCAUCCUACAAGGAGAGAAAAGCAGCUCAGGAGGCAAAAGCCAAAGAAGCUGCACAGAAAGCUGCUCAGGAGGCUAAAGCCAAGGAGGCCGCCGAGGACACGGUUAAAACUGAGGUCAAGACCGAAUAGAGAUAAACUUGACCAGGGGUCUAUAUUCUACCUAAAAAUCAACCUUGUAUAGAAAUUUUUUUGUUAAAAAAGGCUGAUAUUUUUCAUGUAAAAUUUACACCCCUGUUCUUAACGACUUUUUUUCCAGACCCGUAUUCAAUGUAGCUACACAGUACACAUGAUACACACUUCUCCACUUCAUUUUUUUUUCUAGAAAUAAUUUUUUUUAAAUAAAUUACCUGAUACAACUAGGCGGUAAUGGGGAGAGUUAAAAAAUGAAAAAACGGGAAUUUUUGUCAGAGGUAAAGAAAAAAAGUUCCAAAAAAA
Messenger RNA from Eurytemora carolleeae, 1081 nucleotides. Its product is annotated as interleukin enhancer-binding factor 3 homolog. Gene Ontology annotation, molecular function: single-stranded RNA binding; double-stranded RNA binding. Lineage: Eukaryota; Metazoa; Arthropoda; Copepoda; Calanoida; Temoridae. Gene Ontology annotation, cellular component: precatalytic spliceosome. The transcript is spliced from 9 exons. Bases 53 to 775 code for a protein of 240 amino acids. The record is from RefSeq and is a predicted model, not a curated record.